This is a messenger RNA of Phaeodactylum tricornutum CCAP 1055/1, 1771 nucleotides long. RefSeq names its product iron-containing dehydrogenase. The transcript has a single exon. Bases 374 to 1771 code for a protein of 465 amino acids. The record is from RefSeq and is a predicted model, not a curated record. Gene Ontology annotation, molecular function: metal ion binding; alcohol dehydrogenase (NAD+) activity. NCBI's taxonomy places the organism in Eukaryota, Bacillariophyta, Bacillariophyceae, Surirellales, Neidiaceae. Gene Ontology annotation, cellular component: mitochondrion.
GCAAGGCCACGAUUCGUGCUUGACUGUGAGGAGUAGGUGACUUGCUUCACUGUCAGAGGAGAGGGUGGGUCUAGUUAAUCGACUGUGAUUAAAUUAGGUCACUGUACUUGUUCGAAUUCCGAAGGCCGAAAGCCGGCUACCGAUUGUAAUACCAAGGUACUCGCGAGCCCAACGGAAUGCCGGCCAAUAUAACUUACAUGUGAAUUCUAGAGAUCUCCCAACUCUUUGUUAACUAUCAAGGGCUGCCAGUACCAAAGCCGGCGUGCGAUCCUGUUUACACCGUUCGGAGCUCGGUGGUUCUUCGUCUGCAUCAGUAGACUAGGCAUUUACGGCCUACAUACACCGUGCCGCUUUUAGCCUUGUUGCCUGUACCAUGAUUGGCUCGGGACUCAGUCGAACUGCGUCGUCGUCGCGGCGUCUGCCAACUUUCUGGCAACGAUCCGUUUUGCGCACAGUCGCUCCGGCUUUCUCGACUGCAUCGCCGCCACUGGAUCCGAUUUGCGAAUGGGCGGCUUCCAACGUCCGUUACGGUCCCGGUGCCACUCGGGAAGUCGGUAUGGAUCUGGCCUUGCAGUUUCGGUGUCGAAAGGUCGUAAUCUUUACCGACCCAAAAGUGCAAACGCUCGACGGCAUGAACGUCGUUUUGGAAUCAUUGGAACGGCAAAACAUUGACGCGAUCGUUUACAAUCAAGUCCGCGUCGAACCGAACGAUGUCAGUUUCCGACACGCCAUUGACUUUUUGUCGCGGACGGACUACGACGCCGUUGUGGCCUUUGGCGGCGGCAGUGUCAUGGACACCGCCAAGGCGGCCAAUUUGUACGCUUCUCACGACGGGUACGAAGAUUUCUACGACUACGUCAACGCCCCCAUUGGCAAGGGGUUACCCAUCCCUGCCGGAAUUCAACUCAAGCCCUUGAUUGCUAUUCCAACCACGGCCGGCACGGGCUCGGAAACCACCGGCGUGGCUAUCUUCGACGACACGGCUUCGCGUUCCAAAACGGGUCUCGCGAGUCGGAGUUUGAAACCAACAUUGGGCAUUGUGGAUCCCGUGCACACCCGCACACUGCCACCCAAAGUGGCCACCUACGCGGGUCUCGACGUACUCUGCCACGCCAUGGAAAGCUACACCGCCCUGCCUUACAACCAACGUCCGGCCCCAGCGUCGCCGCUUCAGCGACCCGCCUACCAGGGAUCUAAUCCAGUCUCGGACGUCUGGAGUCUCUUUGCUCUGGAAACCUGCGUGGAGUUCCUCCCCAAGGUCCUGGCGGACACCAACGACGAUGAAGCUCGGGGUAAGCUAUUGUUGGCCAGUACGGCUGCCGGCAUUGGGUUCGGCAACGCCGGCGUCCACCUCUGCCACGGCAUGUCCUAUCCCAUCGCCUCCCAGGUCCGCGGCUACGUCGGUUACGAUCACGUGGAUCACGCUUUGGUGCCGCACGGCCUUUCCGUCAUUGUCAACGCUCCAGCCGUUUUUGAGUGGACGGCCUCGGCCGAUCCCGACCGGCACGCCAAGCUCGCGCGCAUUUUGGCGUCGCACCGCCUCGGCGAGGACCACGCCACCAGCGUCGGGUUGGCCGACGAAAUCCGGCUGUUCUGCGAACGCAUCCACGUGCCCUUGGGGUUGCGGCAGUUUGGGUACACUGCCGAAGAUAUUCCCAGUCUCGUGCAGGGGACGCUUCCCCAACACCGAGUGACCAAAAUUGCGCCGAAACCAGUCGAUCGGGACGUCCUGACCAACCUCUUUAUGCGAGCUUUGGAUGACACACACUAA